Molecule: messenger RNA, 342 nt
Organism: Staurois parvus
Lineage: Eukaryota; Metazoa; Chordata; Amphibia; Anura; Ranidae
Source: the annotation of a GenBank genome assembly
UCAAUUCUGCAAUUAGUUCUAAUUUACUAUGGCUAUUCUCUAGCUGGUCUAAAACUGUUUUUUGACCUAAAGGGACGCUUUUUGGAUGCCAUGGACAUUUCUCAGUUUCCAGGCAGAAAGAACAGUAAAAAUGCAGGCAGGGCACAGGACAAAGCACUCGGGACAAAAUGUAUGUGAAAUGGUUUGCUACAGUAAUGUUUUACUAUGUGAUUUUUUUUACAACUUUCAAAUUUCCCGCCAGUUCCGUCCCCUGUAUGUCCUGACGUCGCAGGGAACGGAACCCAGAAGAUAGAUGCCGGCAUCGGCCGGAGGACAUUUCAGGGGACACUGCAGGAGGGACAU